Molecule: messenger RNA, 381 nt
Organism: Funneliformis geosporum
Lineage: Eukaryota; Fungi; Glomeromycota; Glomeromycetes; Glomerales; Glomeraceae
Source: the annotation of a GenBank genome assembly
AUGGAUAUUGAGAUAAAAGAAGAAUUGAAGCGUGCAAAAGAAAAAUUGGAGCAUGCAACAGAAGAAUUGGAGACAUUUAAGAAUAAAAAACAGGACAGAUUAGAUGAGUUGCUACUGAAGUUGGCUAAUGGAGAAGAGAGGAACGAUAACCAGAAAAAAUAUUGGGGAAUUAUGAUAGAUGAUCUUAGGGAAGAAAAAGCAAGGUUGAAGGAUCGAGAGAAAUUUUUUAUGGACCACGUGGCACAUUAUCUAAACAAAUUAUCAGAAUUUAAUAAUAACGAUGUAAAUGAGCUUUCCUCGAAAAAGGCACGCGUUGAUGAAACAGAUCCAUUAAUUCAGAAUCUGUCGAAAUUUUGGAAUGCUCUUCCAAGUGCUGACAUA